ACCUCACUCCCCGUAUGGGGGGGGGAAGAAGGGAAGAGGAGGAGGAGGAGGAGGAAGAGGAACCAAGAUGGCGGAGGCUUCCCCACAGCCGGGACGGUAUUUCUGCCACUGCUGCUCGGCCGAGAUCGCGCCGCGCUUGCCGGAUUACAUUUGUCCAAGGUGCGAAUCUGGUUUUAUCGAAGAGCUGCCUGAAGAACCUAGGAAUGUCGAAAAUGGGUCUGGCUCUUCUGCGUCAACCAGCGACCAGAGCAGACAUCCCUUCGAGAAUGUGGAUCAGCACUUAUUCACCCUGCCGCAGGGCUACGGCCAGUUUGCCUUUGGGAUCAUCGACGACAGCUUUGAGUUUCCAGCCUUUGGGUCCAACGCGCAACCAGAAGACAACAGGGACGCCGAGAACCGGCGAGAGCGGGAGCACCAGUCUCGGCACAGAUACGGCGCCCGGCAGCCACGGGCCCGUUUCACCACCCGGCGGGCCGCUGGCAGGCAUGAAGGGGUCCCCACGCUAGAAGGAAUCAUCCAGCAACUGGUCAACGGGAUAAUCGCACCGACCACAAUACCGAAUCUUGGAGUCGGGCCCUGGGGAGUCUUGCAUUCAAAUCCCAUGGACUACGCUUGGGGCGCCAACGGCUUGGAUGCCAUUAUUACUCAGCUACUGAACCAGUUUGAAAACACCGGCCCUCCUCCUGCAGAUAAAGAGAAGAUCCAGGCCCUCCCAACUAUUCACAUAACAGAAGAACACGUAGGUUCUGGGCUGGAGUGUCCCGUGUGUAAGGAAGACUAUGAACCUGGCGAGAGCGUGCGGCAGCUACCUUGCAACCACCUGUUCCACGACGGCUGCAUAGUCCCCUGGCUAGAACAGCACGACACUUGCCCCGUGUGCCGGAAAAGCUUAAGUGGACAGAACACAGCCACAAACCCGCCCGGACUGUCGGCGAUGAAUUUUGCGUCGUCGUCCUCUUCGUCGUCGUCUUCCUCGUCCUCCAGUUCACCAAGUAAUGAAAACUCUGCAAACAACUCAUGAAUCUUUUAAAAGCAAUGUCGCCCCUCUCAUGCUUUUUUCUAAUGUCAUAGCCCUUCCUCGCUUCCCCCCACCAGCACCGGGGGAAAUGGGGGGGGUGCAGGGUGUCCCCAGAGAAGAGCAAAGGGGGGAGAAUGGAAACCUCUCAUACUUUCCCCGUGAAUCAUAAUGUCAGCAAGACCCUCUUCGCUUCCUCCCGGGUACUUGGUAUUAAAUAUCCCGUUCCCUUAAGGAUGGGGAGGUGAGCGAGGCCCAUUCUUUUAAAAAGGCGUGCUGCUGUGUGGACUCUUAAAACCAGCCAAACAGCGCUGCAAAAAGCGGCAGGGAUUGGAACAUGCAAAGCACUGAACUGAGAGGUCAGAAUUCCAAAGGGGCGUUCAAAACUUGUUUGUGUAUUUUUAUUUUAUCUUCUUUUUUUAUUUUCACCAUUAUUUUCCAGCCUCCCUCCCUCAGUUCUUUUAAGCUUUGAUGUUUCUAAGCCUCGAACAUGGAAAUGUAAGAUAUAUCCUCUUUCCCUCCCCCCCCCUUGCAGAUUUUUUUUACAUUGGGAGGGGUUAAUGAAGCUUUUUAGUUAGCUGCCUCUGGAAAAGAAAAAGAGGGUGGGGGACACACGUGAUCCUACAAUGGGACACCAUUUCCUAACCCUGUUGAGUACCCCCUUUUCUCCCCCUCCCUCUUCUGUUUAACACCGCCCUUUUUGGCAAUUCGACACCGAAACCGGGGUUUUUAUAAUUUUAAAUUAUUACUGCUGUUAAAUAAAUGGACAUUUCAGCUGAA
Elgaria multicarinata webbii is the source of this 1795-nucleotide messenger RNA. RefSeq names its product ring finger protein 126 (gene RNF126). Lineage: Eukaryota; Metazoa; Chordata; Lepidosauria; Squamata; Anguidae. The coding region runs from base 68 to 1021 and encodes 317 amino acids. Gene Ontology annotation, cellular component: cytoplasm. Gene Ontology annotation, molecular function: ubiquitin protein ligase activity. Gene Ontology annotation, biological process: protein ubiquitination. The transcript has 9 exons. The record is from RefSeq and is a predicted model, not a curated record.